Messenger RNA from Microtus oregoni (creeping vole), 1311 nucleotides. RefSeq names its product transmembrane protein 184C-like. NCBI's taxonomy places the organism in Eukaryota, Metazoa, Chordata, Mammalia, Rodentia, Cricetidae. Gene Ontology annotation, biological process: transport. The transcript is spliced from 10 exons. Gene Ontology annotation, molecular function: transporter activity. The coding region runs from base 10 to 1311 and encodes 433 amino acids. The record is from RefSeq and is a predicted model, not a curated record.
UCUGUGAAAAUGCCCUGCACCUGUAAUCAGAACAACUGGAGGCGAUGGAUCCGGCCCCUGCUCGUACUUAUUUACAUAAUUUCCAUCCUCGUCUCAGUUUGCUUCGGUAUUUGGGAACUUCAAAAACUAAAGGCUGGAAUGCACAUACAACCAUGGCUUAUUGCUGGUGUCUUGAUGCUGUUGACAAUCCCUGUGUCCCUCUGGGGGAUUGUGCACCACUUAGUGCAUUUCACGCAACCAGAGCUUCAGAAGCCCAUUAUAAGAAUUCUUUGGAUGGUUCCAAUAUACAGUUUGAGUAGCUGGCUAUCUUUGAAGUAUCCUAAAAUCGCCAUCUAUGUGGACACCUGGAAAGACUGCUAUGAAGCUUUCGUCCUCUAUAAUUUUAUGAUGUUACUCAGGAACUACCUACAAAUCCAAAUCCCCAAUGUGAUGGUACACCUGGAAACUAAAGAUCAGCAACAGCAUCUCCCCCUUCUGUGCUGCUGUCCACCCUGGGCUACGGGAGAAAUGCUGAAUUAUGUGUGCCGAUUGGGAAUGUUACAAUAUACUGUCAUCCGACCAGUCACUACUGUGACAGCAUUGGUGUGUGAGAUUAUUGGUGUCUACAAUGAAGGGAACUUAAGUGUCAACAAUGCAUGGACUUACCUGUUUAUAUUAAAUAACUUGUCAGAAUUCUUUGCCUUGUACUGCCUCUGGCUGUUUUAUGAAAUGCUGAAAGAAGAGCUCAGAGGUCUAAAACCUGUUGGCAAGUUUAUUUGCAUCAAACUGGUAGUCUGGCUCUCAUUCUUGCAAGCAGCAAUUAUAACUGUGUUGCUAAAAGUUGGAAUAAUUUCAGAGACACUUACGAAGGAAUGGCAAAGUCCUGAAGCUACGGCCAUAGGCCUGCAAGAUUUCAUCACCAGUGUUGAGAUGCUUUUUGCGGCAUUUGGAAACCAUUAUUUUUUUUCAUAUAAGCCUUAUAUAAAAGAAGGAGAGGAAGGCUCAUGCUUUGACUCCUUCCUAGCAAUGUUUGAUGUGUCUGAUGUCAAGCAUAAUAUUACCGAGGAUAUGAGAUAUUUCGGGAGAACUAUGCGAGGUUGUCCCAAAAAAGAUGUUGUCCUGAAAACCCAGAGCAUACUGAUCACACAAGUUGGCUUACCUCAUCACCACACAAUGAAGGUUCUCCAGGCUCAAAGACAUCCUUUCCCCAGGGCGAGUAUAGGGGCUUUGGACACGAAUACUCCCCAGAAUGCAGCUGUUGCAUUCCAUCUGGGUGAACAUGUCAGGAUUGACAUCCCAGAAGAGAAGGGCCCUCCUGACGGUUCAGGCUAA